This is a messenger RNA of Sinocyclocheilus grahami, 768 nucleotides long. RefSeq names its product calcium-binding mitochondrial carrier protein SCaMC-2-B-like. Gene Ontology annotation, biological process: transmembrane transport. The record is from RefSeq and is a predicted model, not a curated record. The transcript is spliced from 7 exons. Lineage: Eukaryota; Metazoa; Chordata; Actinopteri; Cypriniformes; Cyprinidae. Gene Ontology annotation, molecular function: calcium ion binding. The coding region runs from base 1 to 768 and encodes 255 amino acids.
AUGGUUCAGACAGCUUAUGUCCUAAAGGUCAAGCGUUGUCAGGGUGGGCUUCAUAAAGCUGAUGCUCAUGAGAAUGUUCAGCAUGGUUUUGAUGUUGAUUCCAGCGUGUAUGUGUUUCAGAAAAUCGUCAAGGCUGGAGACAAAGACUUGGAUGGUCAGUUGGACUUUGAGGAGUUUGUGCACUACCUGAGGGACCAUGAGAAGAAACUGAGGCUGGUCUUCAAGAGCCUUGACAAAAAGAACGAUGGUCGCAUAGAUUCACAGGAGAUCAUGCAGUCACUAAGAGACCUCGGGGUUCAUAUAUCUGAGGAACAGGCUGAAAAGAUCCUCAAGAGUAUGGAUAAAAAAGGUACGAUGACGAUUAAUUGGAAUGAAUGGAGAGAUUACCAUCUGCUUCAUCCUGCUGACAACAUUCCUGAAAUCAUCCUCUACUGGAAACACUCUACGAUAUUUGAUGUAGGGGAAAGUAUGUUGGUCCCUGAUGAGUUUACGGCAGAGGAGAAGAAAACGGGGAUGUUGUGGCGACACCUGGUAGCAGGAGGUGGAGCUGGUGCAGUGUCCCGUACUUGCACCGCACCCCUGGACCGCCUUAAGGUUCUCAUGCAGGUUCAUGCGUCACGCAGCAACUUCAUGGGCAUCGCCGGAGGAUUCGCCCAAAUGAUCCGUGAGGGUGGACUUCGGUCGCUGUGGCGAGGGAACGGUAUCAACGUUUUGAAGAUCGCGCCUGAAUCUGCUAUCAAGUUCAUGGCGUAUGAGCAGGUCUCAUGA